Callithrix jacchus (white-tufted-ear marmoset) is the source of this 1763-nucleotide messenger RNA. RefSeq names its product acyl-CoA thioesterase 7 (gene ACOT7). NCBI's taxonomy places the organism in Eukaryota, Metazoa, Chordata, Mammalia, Primates, Cebidae. Gene Ontology annotation, cellular component: cytoplasm; cytosol. The record is from RefSeq and is a predicted model, not a curated record. Gene Ontology annotation, molecular function: long-chain fatty acyl-CoA hydrolase activity. Gene Ontology annotation, biological process: acyl-CoA metabolic process; fatty acid catabolic process.
CAGUUCAUCCUCUCCCACAGAGGCGGCUUUGCCCUGUCUCCCUGAGUUCAUGCUGAGUCAUGAAUUCCUUUCAUCACUGGUCUUUUGCGGAGAACAUCCUGUGAUCCAAUUCCAGAUCCAGUUCGGCCUUGCUGGGGACUGGUGUGGGAGAGGCAGUCCUAGGAGGAGGGGCAGCCUGGUGCUUUCCAUCACGGCCGGCUCACUGCUAAGCCAGCCAGGCCUGCACAGGCGUGGGCUCUGCGGGGCUUCCUGCUUGGCGCUGGGCAAACAUUUUUCCCACUUACCAGGGGAUGAAGCUGCUUGCCAGGGCUCUCCGUCUCUGUGGAUUUGUAAGGCACAAAUCCUCCAGGAGGCUGGUAGCUGGCCAGGGAUGUGUGGGGCCCCAGAGAGGGUGCUGCACUCCCAUCCAGGCGGCCGGACCCAGGGCUGAUCUCCCACCCUCUGGAGCCUACACUACUGCCAGGAUCAUGCGGCCAGAUGACGCCAAUGUGGCCGGCAAUGUCCAUGGGGGGACCAUCCUGAAGAUGAUCGAGGAGGCGGGUGCCAUCAUCAGCACCCGGCAUUGCAACAGCCAGAACGGGGAGCGCUGUGUGGCUGCGCUGGCUCGGGUUGAGCGCACCGACUUCCUGUCGCCCAUGUGCAUCGGGGAGGUGGCCCACGUCAGCGCGGAGAUCACCUAUACCUCUAAGCACUCGGUGGAGGUACAGGUCAACGUGUUGUCUGAAAACAUCCUCACAGGUGCCAAAAAGCUGACCAAUAAGGCCACCCUCUGGUAUGUGCCCCUGUCGCUGAAGAAUGUGGACAAGGUCCUUGAGGUGCCUCCUGUUGUGUAUUCCCGGCAGGAGCAGGAGGAGGAGGGCCGAAAGCGAUACGAAGCCCAGAAGCUGGAGCGCAUGGAGACCAAGUGGAGGAACGGGGACAUUGUCCAGCCAGUCCUCAACCCAGAGCCGAACACUGUCAGCUACAGCCAGUCCAGCUUGAUUCACCUGGUGGGGCCUUCAGACUGUACCCUACACGGCUUCGUCCAUGGAGGCGUGACCAUGAAGCUCAUGGACGAGGUCGCCGGGAUCGUGGCUGCACGCCACUGCAAGACCAACAUCGUCACAGCUUCCGUGGACGCCAUUAAUUUUCACGACAAGAUCAGAAAAGGCUUCGUCAUCACCAUCUCAGGACGAAUGACCUUCACGAGCAAUAAGUCCAUGGAGAUCGAGGUCUUGGUGGACGCCGACCCUGUUGUGGACAGCUCGCAGAAGCGCUACCGGGCCGCCAGUGCCUUCUUCACCUACGUGUCGCUGAGUCAGGAGGGCAGGUCGCUGCCCGUGCCCCAGCUUGUGCCCGAGACCGAGGACGAGAAGAAGCGCUUUGAGGAAGGCAAAGGGCGGUACCUGCAGAUGAAGGCGAAACGACAGGGCCACGUGGAGCCCCAGCCCUAGACACCCUCCUCCUGCUGCCGGGGCCCCGAGUAGCCAUGGCAACAGGCCCAGUGUCCAGUCACUUAGAAGUUACCCCCUUGGCCAGAAACCCAAUUCACAUUGAGAGCUGGUGUUGUCUGAAGUUUUCGUAUCACAGUGUUAACCUGUACUCUCUCCUGCAAACCUACACACCAAAGCUUUAUUUAUAUCAUCCCAGUGUUGAUGCUACAAUGUUGUCCCGAGUGCAGGGAGGCGUUCCAUGGAAACCCUCCGGAAUGCUUCCAAGCACACUGUAAGGUAUGGGGAGAACCCAGCGCCACUAAUAAAGCUGCUGCUUGGCUGGACCCACAA